Messenger RNA from Loxodonta africana (African savanna elephant), 2372 nucleotides. It is a transcript of the gene SLC11A1, whose product is annotated as solute carrier family 11 member 1. Gene Ontology annotation, cellular component: plasma membrane; phagocytic vesicle membrane. Gene Ontology annotation, molecular function: metal cation:proton antiporter activity; iron ion transmembrane transporter activity; manganese ion transmembrane transporter activity. Bases 309 to 1973 code for a protein of 554 amino acids. Gene Ontology annotation, biological process: metal ion transport; response to lipopolysaccharide; intracellular iron ion homeostasis. NCBI's taxonomy places the organism in Eukaryota, Metazoa, Chordata, Mammalia, Proboscidea, Elephantidae. The record is from RefSeq and is a predicted model, not a curated record. The transcript is spliced from 14 exons.
CUGAAAGAGGGCCAGGGGUAUAGGGAGGCACAAGGCGGCGGGGUGGGAACAAAAGUCCACACUGUGGACAACCAGACCCUUCCGCCGGAGCUGGCCACUUCUGCCUUUGGAAAGGGUUUCACAACACCCCAUUUGUGUGCGUUGGCGAUGUAAGAGAUGGGGAGGGGCCACCUGUGCCCAGCUGAGGAUGGCUAAGAGAGCAAUCACUCCCACACUCACAUGUGCUGGUGCACAGAGAGGGAGCCUAGGUGGAGGAGCAGCCCAGCACAUCGUCCACACGCAGAGUGUUCCUGAGGCCUGCUGUCCUCAUGACAGGUGACAAGGAUCCCCAAAAGCUGAGCAGACCCAGCUAUGGCUCCAUCUCCAGCCCACCCAGCCCAGGGCCGCAGCAAGUGCCUCCCAGAAGGACCUACCUGAGUGAGAAGAUCUCUAUUCCAGAUGCAGAAGUGGGCACAUUCAGUCUUCGGAAGCUGUGGGCCUUCACUGGGCCUGGCUUUCUCAUGAGCAUCGCUUUCCUGGACCCAGGAAACAUCGAGUCAGAUCUGCAGGCUGGCGCUGUGGCUGGAUUCAAACUGCUCUGGGUGCUGCUGUGGGCCACGGUGUUGGGCUUGCUCUGCCAGCGGCUGGCAGCCCGCCUGGGUGUGGUGACAGGCAAGGACUUGGGUGAGGUCUGCCAUCUCUACUACCCUAAGGUGCCCCGCAUCCUCCUCUGGCUGACCAUUGAGCUAGCCAUUGUGGGCUCAGACAUGCAGGAGGUCAUCGGCACGGCUAUUGCAUUCAGUCUGCUCUCGGCUGGACGAAUUCCACUCUGGGGUGGCGUCCUCAUCACUAUCGUGGACACCUUCUUUUUCCUCUUCCUGGAUAACUACGGGUUGCGGAAGCUGGAAGCCUUUUUUGGGUUCCUCAUUACCAUUAUGGCCUUGACCUUCGGCUAUGAGUACGUGGUGGCGCGUCCUGCGCAGGGAGAACUCCUUCGGGGCCUGUUCCUGCCCUCGUGUUCAGGCUGCGGCCAGCAGGAGCUGCUGCAAGCCGUGGGCAUCGUGGGCGCCAUCAUCAUGCCCCACAACAUCUACCUGCACUCCGCCCUGGUUAAGUCUCGAGAGAUUGACCACACCCGCCGGGCAGACAUCCGAGAAGCCAACAUGUACUUCCUGAUCGAGGCCACCAUCGCGCUGUUUGUCUCCUUCUUAAUCAACCUCUUCGUCGUGGCCGUCUUUGGGCAGGCCUUCUACCACCAAACCAACCAGGCUGCGUUCAAUGUCUGUGCCAACAGCAGCCUCCACGACUACGCCAAGAUCUUCCCCCAGAACAACCUUGCCGUGGACGUGGACAUCUACCAAGGGGGCGUGAUCCUGGGCUGCCUCUUCGGCCCCGCAGCCCUCUACAUCUGGGCGGUGGGGCUGCUGGCGGCGGGGCAGAGCUCCACCAUGACCGGCACCUACGCAGGACAGUUCGUGAUGGAGGGCUUCCUGAGGCUGCGGUGGUCCCGCUUCGCCCGUGUCCUCCUCACCCGCUCCUGCGCAAUCCUGCCCACUGUGCUUGUGGCUGUCUUCAGGGACCUGAAGGAUCUGUCAGGCCUCAACGACCUGCUCAACGUGCUGCAAAGCCUGCUGCUUCCCUUUGCUGUGCUGCCCAUCCUCACAUUCACCAGCAUGCCCGCCCUUAUGCAGGAGUUUGUCAAUGGCCUGUCUGGACCUCUUGCAUUGCCCACGGAGCCACCUUCCUGGCUCACAGCUCCCACCAACGCUUCCUGUAUGGGCUCCCUGAUGAGGAGCAGGAGAAGGGAGGGACAGCUGGAUGAGCCCCCACAUGGGCCGGACAUCUGGCCUGCUGGAUUGCGCAGCAUGGGCGUGGAGCCAGCAAGACGGAGUGGAGAGUUUUGGAGGCAGGAUCACUUGGGAUCCAUAACUGGACCUGCUGCUUCCCAGCCUGGAGAAAUGAUUAACUCUGGAUCUCAGUGUCCUCAUCGGUAAAAUGGGAACAACCACCUUGCAAUGGAUGUGAAGUACUUUAGCACAGCGCCUGGCACUUGUUUUUUUUUUUUUUUUUAUCAUUCUAAAAUAUUUAUUGAGCACCUAUAGGAGUGACCCUGACAAACCGACCCAGUGGAGGGCAGGACACAAGCUUUAAACUGACACUUCAAAUAAUCAGAUGAGUGCUGAACAAAUGUUAGUUGACUUCUCCAAAGAGCAGAAGAAUGGAAGCCAGGGAGGGGACACGCAUUCCACCUCCCCCUACUAGUCUGGCUUGCUUCUACCUUCCGCUGUGUGGCCUCAGCCUUUGUGUCCUGCCUGCAGCCCAUUUUCCAGGUGGUAAAGUGGAGGCGCGGUUCUCCUCUCUACAAGCACCAGGUCAUAAAGAACCCAAGAGUC